AUGGCAAAGUCGAUCCGCUCUAAGGUGAAGAAGCGUUUUAGAACAUGCAAGAGGCAGCUCGUCAGUGCUACUAUUGAUAAGAAGCGCCUUCAGAACACCAACCAGAGGCUUCGGGAGGUCGCCAGUGGGGUCUUUGUGAAGCCGACUACUCCUAAGAACGCCUUCCUAUAUCCGGAUGAUCCCGAGGCAGCUUUUCCUAAGGUCAUUGUGGCUAAGCCUUUGGACUUCCGGAGUGAAGCCAUGCCUCAUAGUGGUUACGCUAUCACUGGCAAUCGCAGAAAGUAUGUAGCCUCGGAGUUCGAGAGUAUCCCUCGUGUUGUUGUUGGUGAUGACAUCGGAGGCUCUGUGAGGGCCAAGCUGGCCUUUGUGCAGAAGCCCGACGAUGCCGAUAUCGAGAUGGAUGCCUCUCGAACCGUCCCUGAGCCUGUUCCCGCUACGGGCGUUAUAACCCAGGGCGAUUUAGCGAAGGCAGUUGAAAAGGAGAAGGGGGAAGGUAGUGACCUGUUGGGUUAUGUGGUAGACCGUAUUGGAAUA
Perkinsus marinus ATCC 50983 is the source of this 534-nucleotide messenger RNA. RefSeq lists its product as hypothetical. Lineage: Eukaryota; Perkinsozoa; Perkinsida; Perkinsidae. The annotation marks the transcript as partial. The transcript is spliced from 5 exons. The record is from RefSeq and is a predicted model, not a curated record.